Cylicostephanus goldi is the source of this 626-nucleotide messenger RNA. Lineage: Eukaryota; Metazoa; Nematoda; Chromadorea; Rhabditida; Strongylidae. The record is from the annotation of a GenBank genome assembly.
AUGGAUCACUCAUUUUGUCUUAUGUCCGGUGGUGCCGAACCAUAUAGGGAAACAAGCAAAGAAAGCAAGGAUUCUGGUACUCCUGAGAAAUCGAUUUCCAAUCGGGUAUUGACUAAAUCGAGUUUGGCGCCUACAUAUUCGAUGUCAGUCGAGAUAAACGAGGAAAUAGCUCAAACUUUGAUAGUUGUCGCCGAAUGUGAGGUGAAAGCAAUAGCGCUGCCAUUAUUCAGCCAACUGUUCGCUUACAAAUGUGAUGAAAUCCCUUUGGUCAAGGCCCAAGCUAGCCAUGUUCGAGGUUAUCCUGUGUUGAUGUGCUUGGCUGCUGACGGAAAGAUGGUAGUUCUCUCAUUACCAUCACUUCGGGUACUUCAUCAGUCACCGUUCUUGCCCCAUUCGGUCGAUAUUGACGAUGUGAUAUGCCAGAGAAUGUCCUUCUCAGAACAUGGUUUGGGAAUUUAUAUGGCAAGCCCGUCAGAGGUCGAAAAGUAUACAAUUUGUUCUGAGCUAGCAGACCAAGCAGCGGAGUCGUUAGGAGACCUCUUCGUGGCUUGUGACCUUCCUGAACCGCCUCGAAAUAACAGCUCGUUCUUGAAGGUAGGGCUGAUUCGAAAGGGUCAUAUAUAAUG